AUGUCUACUAGACUUCAAAGAACAGCAGACAAAUCACUUAAUGAAAAACAUGCAAAAAUUCUUAAAGAUUGCUUACAAAAACCUGAAAAUAAGAAUUGUGCUGAUUGCAAAAGAAAAGAUCCACGAUGGGCAUCUUGGAAUUUAGGUAUUUUUGUUUGUAUAAAUUGUUCAGGAGUACAUCGUUCAAUGGGCACUCAUAUUAGUCGAGUCAAGUCUGUCGAUUUAGAUAAUUGGACUCCAGAACAAGUAGAGGGAUUAGAAGCUUUGUUAGAAUAUGCUUGGUCCACCAUUUUUAUACAUAAUAAAGUAAAGGUUCAUUCAAGAUCUUAUAAUAUUGAUUCCAUUAUUCAAAGAUAUUGGGAAGCUAAUUUAAAAAAUAGCAAACCGUCUGAAAGAUCCAAGUAUGAAGCGAAGAAAUGGGCAAUGAGUGGCCCUAUACCCGAUCCAGACACCUUUAAUGACAAUGCUUAUUUAUCAGAAUCUACUUCAGAAAAAACUUUAGAAAAAACUUCAAGAGAAGAAAUUAAAAAUGAAAAAAGUCCCAAAAUUCAAAAUAAAGAAAACAAUACUUUUGAUCUUUUUAUGUCAGCACCACAAUCAUCAUCCUCUAAUAAUGUUUCUUCACAACAACAUCAACAAAAAAAUUCUUCAAAACUUCACGGAUCAGAAUUUUUUUCUAUAGGAAAACAAUCAACCUUCACCGCAUUGGAUUCAAAGAAUUUAAUGAUACCUCAAGGUGGUCAAUACUUUACAACUUUUUCUUCUUCUUCUCAACAAUCUUUAUCAAAUAAAUCCAUUUCUUCUCCUACCAUAGAAACAAAACCUUCAUCAAAACAUAACGA
This is a messenger RNA of Entrophospora sp. SA101, 842 nucleotides long. The record is from the annotation of a GenBank genome assembly. NCBI's taxonomy places the organism in Eukaryota, Fungi, Glomeromycota, Glomeromycetes, Entrophosporales, Entrophosporaceae.